Messenger RNA from Trametes versicolor FP-101664 SS1, 399 nucleotides. RefSeq lists its product as uncharacterized. The record is from RefSeq and is a predicted model, not a curated record. The transcript is spliced from 2 exons. The coding region runs from base 1 to 399 and encodes 132 amino acids. Lineage: Eukaryota; Fungi; Basidiomycota; Agaricomycetes; Polyporales; Polyporaceae.
AUGGCAGCACCUCCUUAUCCACCCUCCGACCCGACGCCCUUCAAAGACGUCCUGAGCGUGUUCGCCACCGCGCUCGACAAGGUCGACACGCACAUGACCGCGCGGCUCAACCGCAUGGAGAUCGCGAUGGGCAACAUGGCAAAAGUCGCGACCGAGGCGCUCCAGGUCGCCACCAGCGCGCGGCAGGAGACGAAGGACGGGCUCGAGCGGCUGCACACGGGCGUCGUGAACGCGGCGAAGUGCUCGCUCGCGAGCUCGGAGAAGAUCGAGAUGAUCCUGGGCGACGUGAGCGGCGAUCCGGACGCCGAUCCCGAGCAUGAGCGCGCGACGGUGCUCGGGCGCAUACGCCAGCUCGAGCGCGCGGUCGUCGAGCUGUCCGAGAGCGUCCGACCAUUGUGA